This is a messenger RNA of Peronospora belbahrii, 852 nucleotides long. The record is from the annotation of a GenBank genome assembly. Lineage: Eukaryota; Oomycota; Peronosporomycetes; Peronosporales; Peronosporaceae.
AUGCCGAUGUUAUUUGCUGAUCGUUUCCUUCUGCUCCGUCCACUUAGUGACGCGCUAUAUGGACCCGUGGGACUCUACGAAGACGCACAAUGCAGUAAUGAACCAGUGGCCAUUAAACAAGUGUCGCUCGCACGAGCCGUAGCAGCACUUCGUCUUAAUCCCAAUAUGGACAAUCCCUGGAGUGAACACCGUGUGGUCUCGCGUCUGAUGGCGCUACCGUCGCACGCCAACAUUGUACGCUUUCGUGACGAGUUCUUGCACGCACAGGAUACGUGGUGUGUUGUGAUGGAGUUUUGUCCCGGUGGUGAUCUAUGGAACCUGCUGGAACACGCUCCAAGGAAUCGUCUGCCCGAGGUUAUGGCACAGCAGCUCUUCCUCCAAUGCGUACGCGGUGUGCAGUUCCUGCACGCACACGGUAUCGCGCACCGUGAUUUGUCAUUGGAGAACGUUUUCUAUUGCCGUGGUGUGUGCAAGAUUGGUGACUUUGGACUGAGCACGGAUGCACCGCUUCGAGGCAAGGGUGAGGUGGUGGGCAAGGCUUACUAUAUGGCACCAGAGGUGGUGAAUCAGGAAAAGUACGAUGCUUUUGCAGCCGACAUGUGGUCGCUCGGUAUCAUGUUGUUCAUUAUGCUCACGGGCUCGCCGCUCGCGUCGAACGCGUCGCGUGAUAAUAAGGCGUUUUUGGCGUUUUGCGAGCUGGGCGUGGCCAAGGUCAUUGACUCAUGGGGGCUAUCAGACCGGAUAUCACCGACCACGGUUGGGUUGCUGGGCAAGUUAUUGAGACUCAACCCAGUCGAGAGACCGACGGCUGAAGAGUUGCUGGAGCUGACUGAGUUUAUGACGAUUAAGUAG